AUGACCAUCCAAGGAGUCUACCUGGAGUCAGUCGACAUCCACUCCGACGAAUUCAAAGAUUUCGCAGCUCGCUUCCAGCGCAGGCUUGUCUCUCUGUACGAGAUCAACUACGCCGAGCUAGUCUGCGGGUACCUGGGCGAUGCCACAGAAUGGGGUUCUACCGCCUAUUACCAUGGCACCUCGCACUGUGGAUGUGUUGACCGACGCAUCUGUAACGACAGUAACACCAGGAUCAACGUCCAUGAGUGGUGCACGAGCAACAUCUGUAGCACAAAGGGCAUUAUGACUUCUGGUCACCUACGCACCAAGCUUGCCUUUAACAUGGAAGGACAUUUCUUCUCUCCUUUGGUGACAACUGCGAUCGACUAUGCCGGUUACAGAAGCUCGAAGGUCUACGCCUCAAAUUUUCUCAGUAUUUUUAUCUGCAUUGCGAGGAAGGUCCAAUCCAGCCAAAAGGGGGCCCACUUCUACUAUGUGCAAGAUGACAGCGAGAUCCUCCCCGUCUUCCUCGCGAUCGUUCGAGUCUAA
Molecule: messenger RNA, 528 nt
Organism: Linnemannia hyalina
Lineage: Eukaryota; Fungi; Mortierellomycota; Mortierellomycetes; Mortierellales; Mortierellaceae
Source: the annotation of a GenBank genome assembly